GAAACUAGCCAAUGAAAAUGUGAGUUUCAAUUUGAAAUUGAAGCGUUAACGGCCAUAUCCGUCAAAGCGAAGAAAUUGUAACCGAAUUACGUGUAGUUUGUUGUCAGCUAACAAUUAUUAGUUCGUAUUGUUGGAAUUCUGUUUUAUAAGAUCUCAGUAAUACUUGAGGUUCAUGAUGUCUAAAAUUCCCAAGCCUGCGAGCAGUAUAAAACCCCCAGUAGCAGUCCAGAAUUUCGCUGCAAGAAACUACCUUCGUCGACGAUCCAAAUCUGUGUCAGAUCUCCGCCCCUUUAGAUCAAAGCCUCUCUCCACCAAUCUUACAACCGGACCAAAUAAACCAGCUGGUCCAAGUAAAGAGAAUACAGCUCCCUUAAGAUCAGCAGGAGCUAAAAGGCCAGCAAUACAGAAGCAGGAGCCAGAAAAGAAACCAAAAGUUCCGAAAAUAGCCAAGAUUCCUGACUGGGACUACAAAUCCCGGUUUCAAGAAAUUCAAAAGAAACACACGGCUUUAGUGGAAAACUUUAAAGAAAUAAAGGCAAAAACAGCGAAUUUUGAUCAACUGGACGGUGAGGUACAGGAACUACGACAAGUGAACGAAACACAGAAGGGCAAAUUACAAAGUUUAGAAGAGCAGGAGAAGAAGUGGAGACAAGAAAACAAUGAUUUAAACACUCAAUUAACGAAAACAAGAGAAGAUUACAGCGAGUUGCAAAAACGAACCGAAGCUUUACAAGAAAAUUUAGAAUCACUUGAGAAGGAAAAAAAGCUUUGGAAAUCCGAAAAAGAAAAUAUUCUGUCGGAAAAUACCAAAUUAACACACGAAUUAAGUGUAACGAGAACGGAUUACGCUAACUUGAAACUUGAACACGAGUCUUUGGAAAAACAAUGUACUGAGAAUAUAGAGCGUCUUCAACAGAUACAACAGAUCCUCCAAAAAACUGAAACUCAAGUAAAAGAGUUACAACAAAAAAUUGAGGAUUUAGAAACGAACAAUUGGCACUUGAAACACGAUCUUGAGGAUCAAUAUGACCUCAGAAGACAGUUACACAACACCAUUCAGGACCUGAAAGGAAAUAUUCGCGUUUUUUGCAGAGUCCGACCACCAAUCAACAACGAACUGGAUGACAAAGAAUUAUGUGCAAUUUCCUUCCCCAACGAAACCAGUCUAGAUAUACGAAAGUCGCGUGAAAGUGUCUGUGCAAUAAGUGGAAGAGUUGGGGACGUUAAACAGGAAUUUUCCUUUGAUAAAGUUUUUUCACCUGAAGCAAGCCAGGUGGAAAUUUUUGAGGAACUUGCACAAUUGGUUCAGUCGGCUUUGGACGGAUAUCAUGUGUGUGUUUUUGCUUAUGGACAGACUGGGUCAGGAAAAACACACACGAUGCAAGGAACACCAAAUGAUCGUGGCAUGAUCCCUCGGACGAUAGACUUGAUCUUCGAAAAAAUCGAGAAACUGAAAAUUACUGAAUGGAGUUACACUGUGACAGCCAGCUUCUUGGAAAUCUACAACGAAAACAUCAGAGACUUGCUGGAACCUAACAGUAACUACGACUACGAAUUGCGUUACAACGAGGGUCGAGGUGUAACCGUAACCAACUUAAAAAGUGUUCCAAUUGAUUCAGCUCGCAUGCUCAAAGCACUUAUGGAGGAAGCUAACAACAACAGAGCGGUUGCCACAACCGAUUUCAACAAACACAGUUCUCGAUCGCACGCAGUCACCAAAAUUCAUCUCGAAGGACACAAUAAUUUAAGUAGAGCGAGUUAUUCCGGAUCAAUCAAUCUCGUGGACUUGGCCGGCUCUGAAAGCGCCAAAACCUCGGCAGCCGAACGUUUAAACGAGACGAAACAUAUUAAUAAGAGUCUGUCUACUUUGGGAAAUGUAAUGCUGGCACUACAUAAUAAAGACUCCCAUGUGCCAUAUCGCAAUUCGAAACUUACUUUCCUAUUGCAAUCAUGUCUUGGCGGUAAUUCGAAGACUUUGAUGAUCGUGAAUAUUGCGCCGUUUGAGGACUGUUUUGGGGAAAGCAUCAGUUCGCUAAGAUUUGCAGCCAAAGUUAAGGAAAUCAAAACUUGUGCCAAAAAAAACAAGACUUAUGGUCAUCAGGCUUUAUUGCCAUCGAAUGGCUCCCAAAAGAAGUAAAAAUAGUGUUUUAAUUUGUGAAUAUGCGAAUUUUUUAGUGUUUUUGUUUUAAUCAUUUUAACAUGUAUGCGUUGACUUAGCUGUAUAUAUCAUUUUAUAAAAUAAAGUUAAUUAAGUCUGA
This is a messenger RNA of Tribolium castaneum (red flour beetle), 2258 nucleotides long. RefSeq names its product non-claret disjunctional (gene ncd). Gene Ontology annotation, molecular function: microtubule motor activity; microtubule binding; ATP binding. The record is from RefSeq and is a predicted model, not a curated record. Gene Ontology annotation, biological process: microtubule-based movement. The transcript has 4 exons. NCBI's taxonomy places the organism in Eukaryota, Metazoa, Arthropoda, Insecta, Coleoptera, Tenebrionidae. The coding region runs from base 173 to 2137 and encodes 654 amino acids.